AUGUCUUCGGAAACAGAAUUUAGAACGUAUGAAAAUGGCUUCGAUCAAGCUUCCUCAUAUCGAGAGAAGUUGAAGCACAUUCAAGAUUUGACACCAAUUGACGAGCCACUCAUCUCAUGGGACGGCUUUCGCGGAAGAUCACCACGCGAGUACUUGAGGCCGCCUGUUUUACCCUACGGCCGACAGGCUGCAGAAUGGCAAAAUGCCCUUUCCGGUGGACAAGAAGUGCCACAAUUCCGAACUACUCCACAGGUGCCACCUAUUCGUCAGGACGCACCCACUAUGGUCUUGAUUUUUUAUCCUCGCCCGGAUCAAGAUGAUGCAAGACCUAUACAUCAGAGCCUCUCUUACCUAAAGAGAAUUGAACGCAUAGCUAAGAUGGGAGAGCAAACCAUCCUCUAUAUUCCGCCCGAGCUUACGGAAACAAUCCGCGCUAUGCGUCCAGACCCGCAUUGGUACAUAGUAGACUCAUAUGCUACUGUUUGGGACAUACCAACGAACGAUUAUCAGCGCGAUAACUUCGCAAAUGAACAGCCGAAACUUUUCCGGGAGUUUGACGGUUAUAGCGAUGCUGAUGGUGAGCUAAGACCUGUAGACCGAUACAACCGUGCCCAUCACAGUGCCGUUUGUAACGCCAAGGCAUUCAUCAUGUACGACGCAGUUAUGCGUAAUCCCUUUGGUUCUAACCGGUGGAUGUACGUAGACGCAGGGUUCCUCUUUGAUGAUGGCCCCAAAGACUCUGAUGGAAUGAUCUGGGGCGACCUCCUUAAGAGCGGCCUCGACGAGGCAAAGAUGGAUCGUGCCAUUAGCAUCGCACGCGACACGGGGGUAGUUAUGGGAGAAUAUUCCCACCGAGACGGCUGCCCGGACAUUGACGACGAAUGUUGGAGCAAUCCUAGAAGGACCUGGCGCAGCCGCCAGUUCAUUGCCAAUGUCUACGUAGGCAGCUCACUCGGGAUGCUGAACUACAGCGUACGCUUCAUGCAGACGGUGGAUGAUAUGGAUGCCAACGGCUUCUAUACUGCGCGGGAAGAAUUCGUCGUACCCUUUGUCGUGCUUCGAUAUCCUAACUCGGUUUUCUCUAUCCCGUGGUUUCCCUUGCCCCGCCGCCUCGAUUAUCGUUGGCAGUUCCCCGGGAAGAUGGUGUUUUCUCGUGUUGGUGGCCCUCAGUCAGUACCCCCUAUUGUGGACCCAAUCGCUACGUUAUAUGUCCGCGAAUAUGUACCGAGUCGACAGAGCCUCCCCGCAGGUGGGAUUUAUGUCACGUCCCCAAGUGAUUACCGAGAAUGGGAAAUCCGCCAUGGGCUAAUGAUGAACGAAAAAAAGUAA
Molecule: messenger RNA, 1329 nt
Organism: Annulohypoxylon maeteangense
Lineage: Eukaryota; Fungi; Ascomycota; Sordariomycetes; Xylariales; Hypoxylaceae
Exons: 1
Coding region: 1-1329 (442 amino acids)
Source: RefSeq, a predicted model, not a curated record